Colletotrichum abscissum is the source of this 1224-nucleotide messenger RNA. RefSeq lists its product as uncharacterized. Bases 1 to 1224 code for a protein of 407 amino acids. NCBI's taxonomy places the organism in Eukaryota, Fungi, Ascomycota, Sordariomycetes, Glomerellales, Glomerellaceae. The transcript is spliced from 4 exons. The record is from RefSeq and is a predicted model, not a curated record.
AUGUGGCGGGUUUUCCGACCUCGCGCUGGCAUAUCGAAUGCGAGCACCUUGGCUGUUCGCGCAGUCGCGCCACAAAUUCCCAGCCAACAGACUGUCAUCGUGCAGAGGGUGAAGCUUUCAAAGCCUAGAUUUAGGGCCGGAACUUUCCUCAUCGGAGCAGGCAUUUCGCUCGCUUGUUGGCACAUUUACUGGUCCACCGUUUUAAAUCCAUUCUUUCGACAUGUAGAUCGCGAAUACGAGAAGCUGUCACCGGCGGAGAAGAAGGCGCUUGACGAAGAAAUAGCUCAGGAGGAUGCCGAGCCGUGGUUCAUUCCGUUCCCCUUUACGACGAAAUCUGUCAACCAGCCGCCGUACAAGGGCAGCGACCCCGAGUGGCUAGAGUUCGUCAAACUCAGCAAACAAAAGGGGACGCAGACCCAAAUCCGCGCCGACCUUGCCAACUGGGUGAAGUCCUCGGUCGAGAGGCACCCGGUAAUCACAGCUAGAUGUGGCAACUCAGUAAGGCUUCGUAGAUAUUGGCUGGACAUCGACUUUCCAUACCGACCACCACCGGUGUUCUACUCUUCUGGAUUACUGCUGCAAGGCGAUGGAUUGUACUGGUCAACUCAGCCCGUUGACUCGUUGACCGUUAAACGCCUACAAAAGAUACUUUGGCCGGAUGCAAUUGCCGUAUCUUCAUGGGCUUUUACGAGUGCGCUAUUAAAACAACACUACAUGGAUAUUUCCCGAGCCCUUGGUUUCGAGUCAAGCAAGCCUGUUCAAACGUUUCCAUCAGUCAACGGUGGCAACAUGCAACAAAAGACUCAGGGGCCUCUUCCGUCUGCCAACAGACAGACUCCUGAUGGCACGCCGGCAGAGAACGCCUCUCACAAUGUCAGCAAGACAACGGAUCCAUCACAGGCAGACGAGCCAGAGAGCGGCGGCAAGACAAACUUUGUCAGGGACACUGCCAUAUCCCAUAUAGAGGGGAUGAAGCAAAUAACAGAUGGCCCUGCAAGAGAAUUCCGAAGGAAGCUUGCGCAGUCCUGGAAGCCCACACGACCAUCUCCUCCGCGCGGCUGCAUCCUCGUUUCAGGGUUCGUUGAAUGCGAACUACCCAAGGGCUUCGUAUUGAUCGACGUCUGGGGAUUCUGGAAUCCCAAGACGGAGACGUUUGAGACGAAAUCAACCUUUAUGAAUGUACGUAGGGUACAGAUGAAGCAACAAUCCCCUCGGCGGAGUUGA